Messenger RNA from Xiphias gladius (swordfish), 2983 nucleotides. RefSeq names its product olfactory receptor class A-like protein 4. Gene Ontology annotation, cellular component: membrane. Gene Ontology annotation, biological process: G protein-coupled receptor signaling pathway. The transcript is spliced from 5 exons. Gene Ontology annotation, molecular function: pheromone receptor activity. The coding region runs from base 1 to 999 and encodes 332 amino acids. Lineage: Eukaryota; Metazoa; Chordata; Actinopteri; Istiophoriformes; Xiphiidae. The record is from RefSeq and is a predicted model, not a curated record.
AUGAACAGCCCAAUAAAGGAGGACGAAGACCAGGGGCUUGUGGGGAUGGGACUUCGUGUCUCAGUGUCCCCUGCACAAACUGCCUUCUACGUCAUCCUGGUGAUGCUGGGCGUCCUGGGUAAUGCCACUGUGGUUGGGGUGAUCGGUAAGAGUGUGAUUAUGGACCGUGGUGGAGGACGUAACUCGGAUAUCAUUAUCAUUAACAUGGCGCUGUCUAACCUGCUGGUGUCUGUGAUGCGGAACACACUGCUUAUUAUUUCAGACAUGGGACUCCAGCUGUACUCAUCCAAAGAGUGGUGUCAGUUCCUAAUGGGUGUCUGGGUGUGGCUGCGAUCGGUCAAUGUGUGGUCAACACUCUUCCUCAGUGCCUUCCACCUCCAGACUUUGAAGCGCGUGGCUCCCACAAUCGGGAACCCUCACGGGCCCCGGGCCGCUCCUAAGACCCUACUGCUGAGUCUUGGCCUCAUCUGGCUUCUCAACUUUAUUUACUCCAUUCCAGCUCAUAUAUUUUCCACUAGUGGGGAUGUUAACACCACAGAGACUCUGAUGCUGGUGAGCAGCACAACACGCCCCCUGCUGGGCUGUGUCUGGAACUUUCCCUCCAGCUACAGUGGCCUGGCCUAUGCCACCACAUCUAUGGUGAUCCACGAGACAAUUCCCAUAAUCUUGAUGGCUUUUACCAACAUGGGCUCCCUUUUCACUCUCUACACCCACGGCAGGAAGCGCAGUUCGGUGCAAGAUGCACCUGUCAUAAAACGGGUGCCGGCUGAGAGACGAGCAGCCAAGGUGAUUCUUGCCCUCAUAAUGCUCUUCAUUGCAUCCUGGGGAACCAGCAUUAUCUCCGUCAACUAUUUCAACUACAACCGUGGCUCCUCAGCUGAGUUUCUUCUGGUCAUUGCUCGAUUUGCCAACAUUAUCUUCAUCGCCAUGUCACCUGCUGUUCUGGCGCUCGGCCACAGGCGGCUGCGUUCUUUCAUCAAGUCUAUGCUUUCUCACUGACAGAGCUGCAGCACUGAAGCUUGCCAUGUCCCAGGGCCACCACCAUCGGACUGAACCCUACAAACAGCGAGGCAGAAAAAUGGGCCACGGUAAGCAGCCCUUCAGCAUGGUGUCCCCCAUCGUGGUUGUAGUACGUCACCGCGGCGACCUGUAGCGCCCAGCAGACCACGAAGAGCGACACCAGCGACAUGAUAACAUGAGCUGCCUUGCGUUCCAUGGACACAUGUUUGUCCAGCUCUCCGUGAGUUCCUCCUGACUCUCCCCCUGCGGUGACAGCUCUGAUGUGCUUGGCCAGAGCGUGAAGCGUGGCCAGAUUAGUGCAAACCAUCAGCACCAGAGGCAACACCUCAUUAAGUGCCAGUGAAGUGGAGGCGAAAGCUGAGCCCUGCUGGUUGGAGGGGAACUCCCAGACGCAGCCCAGCAGAGGCCUGGUGGUGCAGCUGAUCACCAUCAGCUCCACGGUGGUGUUGCCGUGAACAUGGGUGCUAUAUACCAGAGCUGGAAUAGAGAAGGCCAGAUUAGCCCCCCACACCAGCCCCAGAACGAUCCAUACCCUCCGCCUCUCCCUCUGCUGUGCGAGAGGUCCGAAGGUCACAUGCUGUCGUCUCAGGGUAGUGCAGUGGAAGACGCUAAGUGCCAGAGUCACCCAACAGCCCACAGCUCGCCACCACACCCACAGCAGCAUGAAGAGUCUGCACCAGCCCGGAGACAGAGACACAUUCAAGCCCAGGUCUGACACAAAGAUGGGCACUGUGCGGAAAAGGGAGGUCAGCAGGUUGGCCAGUGACAGGUGCACCAAAAUAUUGUCAGAAGGAGGGAGUCUCCGAGCCGGAUUCUCACCGGCUGACUGAAACACCUGAGAGUAAGAGCAAGGCAGACUGAGAACAAGCUUACCAAAAACAUUUGGCCCACAAGUACAAAUGUAAUAUUCUAUAUUUUCUCACCACAUGGAUGACCAAGAUGUUUCCCAGGAUGCCGGAAAAGACCAACAGCCCAAACAAAAUAGCGUCUACAGUGAGGACUUCUGACAUGGCAUCAUCCUCUGCAUGGCGACACAGUUUGCUUUGUCUUUGUGUAGAGCGUGUAUGUGAGCGUAGAGGGAAACAUCAAGGCUUCAUCUGUACCGCUACUGCUGCUGAUAUUCCUCAUGGUAUUUUAUAUAUAGACACACACACAAACAAUUAGGUUCAUCGCACAGAAGGUUUCGUCUUUGCUGACCAGGUUCAAGGUCGAUUUAGUUCAAUAUGCUGAUGCUUUCACUGUAUGUGCAAAUGGCAGGCAUUUUCCACAUUUGCUUUCCACAACACAGGCCAACUGUAAACGUAACGCUGUCUCUUGACCUGAGCAAUCACAUCAAGAGGCAUGGGUCGCUGUUAUUUGUUUUGUUCACAACAGUUUAUUCACAUUAAAGUACUCAUACUAAUCAUCGCUUAUCGCUGUUGCGGAAAUGCAUGUUGUGAUGAACCAGUGAUCCGCCCUUGGUGUUUCCCCUGUUGGCUCAUUUAUUUUUCAGUUUAUCUUGGUAAUGUCCCGUGACUGGCUUGGCUAAAUAACAAUACGUAAUAUCAGACAAGCAUAUAUACCAAGAACUACUAAUCACACAGAUUUCAGUAAUUAUCCAAUGAGACCAUUCAGGAACAGGUGGUGCUGAGUCAGUUCCACUGAUGCAGCAUUCUUUUUCUCUUAUUAGUCAGCCAUUCAUACUCUCCCUGGGUGCCAAUUGUUUGCUGGGUUGCCAAGUUUUUCUCUUGGGACGAGGCAAUCAUUCUUUAGACCAAUCUCAACUAAGCACUCCUGAAUUAAAUGCAUUGCAGAGAACAGUAAUGCACCUUGAUCAUUUAUCAAUAUUAGAUUUCUUCCCAUUGUGUUUGGGCUUAUUUAUUUUCAGUAUAUUUUCCUUCAUUUUUAAGAAACCAUUGUGUAACAAAAAAAAUGAACCCUACAAACUUGGUUAAAGGCUGUCCUUUAUUCAUGAUGAUAUAAA